CCACCAACCGUUUAUAUAGCCUUGCCACCAACUUCCCACACCUCUGACCGGAACUGCAUGCGAAGACCAUCUGUGCGCUACCUACUUUUGCCUGGCAUUGAAUGGAUGAAUUUUAUGUUAAUGAGCAAUAUUUACUGUGGAAAAUCAGCCUUGGGGAGAUUAUCUCAGUUCAACUGCUUCUACCGGAUCUACAGGUCUCAAGAUUACUUCUGAAAGUGAACACUGCUGUGAGUGAAGUUGGGCGCAGUUGGAUCUGUCUUGGUCGGGCCGCGCGGCAAUGAUGCAGUCUGUGCUGCGGUUGGCGGGCACGAUGCUGUGCCGGUCGACUGCUCGGCCGUGCCUGUCGGCGGGCGCGGCGCUGUGCCAGUCAGCGGCUCGGCCGUCCCCGUCAGCAGGCCUGCGUACCUCGGCCGUCGCCCUGGCCGGUCCGGUUGGCGCGGAGCCCCCGCUGGAGCUGCGGCCACUGAACAAGGAUCGCAGCAACCCGGUACCGGUGGAGACGAGCAUCGCUUACCUGCAGAGCGCCGCCUACCGGGCCACCUACGGCUCUGAGCCCGUGUGGCGCAGCUACCGACGCAACCACAAGGGCCACAUUCCGCCGCGCAAGACGCGGCGCACGUGCAUACGCGGUGGCCAACUGAGCACUGGCAAUCCUGACACGUCGCGCACUGGCCUCUGCCAGGUGAAGCACCGCGAACUGCUGGCCGCCAUGACCAAGGCUAGGGAGUACGGCACGCUGGCGUUUGACGUGCCCUUCCGGGUUUACGACUACAGCGAAUAUAAGCCGAGCGCGGCCUAGUCAUGAGUGAUAGGGUGGUUAGGUGAGGGAAGUGGCAUGUUUGUUAUCGCUUGCUUGGAAACAUGAGCGCGAGCUGGUUUAUUGAACUGUAUGACCUAUGUGCUGUCUGCAUUGCGAGUGCUAUUUACAACCAGCAACAGGUUCGCAAGCCCCAUUGGAGAAUAAACUCUGUCGUUUAUAA
Molecule: messenger RNA, 980 nt
Organism: Amphibalanus amphitrite
Lineage: Eukaryota; Metazoa; Arthropoda; Thecostraca; Balanomorpha; Balanidae
Gene: mRpS18B
Product: 28S ribosomal protein S18b, mitochondrial-like
Biological process (GO): mitochondrial translation
Cellular component (GO): mitochondrion
Molecular function (GO): structural constituent of ribosome
Source: RefSeq, a predicted model, not a curated record